AUGCAUAUUAUUCUGGCCGUCACGGCGACUCAUGACCGCUUCUUGCUACCAGCACCAGAAAAUGGCCGACGAUCACUCGCUGAAGCCUAUCACGGCGCACAGGGUGCUGGACUUUUGAGUGAAAAGCUCUCAAGCCCAAUUCUAUAUGAAGAUCGCGAUGCUCUCUGGUCCUCCGCAGCAAUGUUAGGUAUUGCCUGUAUGACUUCCAUCGAAGCAUCAACGCCAGCAGAAGCAUGGCCCCUCAAACCAGAUGAUCCAUCGGACCUGGAUUGGCUAAAUAUGUCAGUGGGCAAAAAAGCGAUCUGGCGAGCCACUGAUCCCCUUCGACCGGACAGCAUCUUUCAUUGCAUGGCAGAUGAAUACGGGGAGCUCAUGAAACGGCCAUAUCUGCGUGAGGUAGAAGAUAUUCUGCCGGGGUUGGCCCAAUUAUGUUCCUUGGAUGGUCCACUUACUCCAAAUGAAAAUCCUUACUAUACCGCAGCUUCUACGAUAUCUGACCUGUGGCCUAUCAGCUGCACCCAAGAAUCGGCCAUGAGACAUCUCGGAUUUUUGGGCUUCAUGAAACCGGAAUUCCGCGACUUGCUACGCGGUAAGGACCCGCGAGCCCUACUCAUAUUUGCGUAUUGGUAUGCGCUUUUCUCGGACUCCAUGUGGUUUAUGGCCAGGCGAGCGCGGUUGGAAUGCCAAGCCAUCUGCAUAUAUCUGGAAAAAUAUCAUGCGGAUGAUAUCGAGAUUCAAUGGAUGCUGGAAAUGCCUAAGGCAAAGUGCGGAUUGGAUGCCCAGGUGCCAUCUUUGCUUUUGGAACAUUAG
This is a messenger RNA of Penicillium verhagenii, 810 nucleotides long. RefSeq lists its product as uncharacterized. NCBI's taxonomy places the organism in Eukaryota, Fungi, Ascomycota, Eurotiomycetes, Eurotiales, Aspergillaceae. Bases 1 to 810 code for a protein of 269 amino acids. The transcript has a single exon. The record is from RefSeq and is a predicted model, not a curated record. Gene Ontology annotation, biological process: regulation of transcription by RNA polymerase II. Gene Ontology annotation, molecular function: DNA-binding transcription activator activity, RNA polymerase II-specific.